Molecule: messenger RNA, 918 nt
Organism: Eruca vesicaria subsp. sativa (arugula)
Lineage: Eukaryota; Viridiplantae; Streptophyta; Magnoliopsida; Brassicales; Brassicaceae
Source: the annotation of a GenBank genome assembly
AUGAGUAACAUAAAAUUUCUCAAGCCUGUCUUACUCCUUGUCUUCUUCAUACUCUUAUUCAUAAUCUUCUUUCUUAGCAAACCCUCUGAUGCAACCGCAGGGAUAGCCAUCUACUGGGGCCAAAACGGCAACGAAGGUAAUCUCUCGUCCACAUGUGCCACCGGCAGGUAUGCUUACGUCAACGUCGCCUUUCUUGUGAAAUUCGGUGACGGCCAAACGCCUGAGCUUAACCUUGCCGGCCACUGCAACCCUGCGGCCAACACUUGCACCCAUAUUGGCUCUCAGGUCAAAGAGUGUCAGUCUCGUGGCAUCAAGGUUAUGUUGUCUCUCGGUGGCGGAAUCGGAAACUAUUCGAUUGGGUCUAGAGAGGACGCCAAGGUGGUUGCGGAUUACUUGUGGAACAACUUUUUGGGAGGAAAAUCAUCGUCACGUCCCUUAGGUGAUGCUGUUCUUGAUGGUAUCGAUUUCAAUAUCGAGCUUGGCUCCGCUCAACACUGGGAUAAUCUCGCUAGGUAUCUCUCUAAAUUUAACAACCAAGGAAGAAAAGUGUAUCUAACAGGAGCUCCUCAGUGUCCAUUCCCAGACAGACUAAUGGGAAGUGCACUUAACACAACACUAUUCGACUACGUUUGGGUCCAAUUCUAUAACAAUGCACCGUGUCAAUACACUUCAGGUAAUACCGAGAGACUAUUCGAUUCUUGGAACACGUGGACCACUUCGGUCACUGCUCAAAAAAUCUUUCUAGGUCUCCCGGCUGCUCCUGAAGCAGCAGGAAGUGGGUAUAUUCCGCCGGAUGUAUUAAUUUCUCAGAUUCUUCCAACACUAAAGAAGUCUGGGAAGUACGGAGGAAUAAUGCUUUGGUCUAAAUUCUGGGAUGAUAGAAAUGGAUAUAGUUCAUCUAUAUUGGCUAGCGUGUGA